GAAUGCAUAUGAUAUAAAUGAAAAAGAUGAAUGAAGAUGGCGAAAGUGCGGGAGGUAAAUUUGCAAAUAAGAGAAAAAAUAUAAAGCCGGAAGUUCAUUCUAAGCCAAUAGAUAAAUAAUAAAUAAAAUAAAAUAUAAUAUUUUUGAAGACAUUACAACCAAUAAUUUACAAACCGUUAUUGUUAUUUUUAACAAUUCCAUUGCGCGUUAUGAUUGCGUGAUCUCGCGGUGAGUUAUUAAACUAUUUACAAACAUUACCUUUUACUGAUCAUGUAGCAGUCCUACUUAUAAUCUAACUUAAAUUUGUUUUUUUUUGUCAAUGAACCUUCAAAACAACUUAUGUAACCAUUCGAAAUGAAUCUUUUUCUUAACAAGUACACAUUUCCUCGAUAAAAAAAUGUUAUACUUUGUAUAAAUAUUAAUACCUAAUUUACUUUUCUUUAUGACUGUCUGUAUCUUAUAUCUUUAAAUACAAAUCAUUUCAAUCAAGUCACAUUUAUAUCUAUUUUCGUGUAUUAAAUACGCUUCAGUCGAAUGUAACAAGCAAGAUGUAUUUUUCUGUUUUGAUAAUAUAAUGAACUACUUUUGUAACUUGUGCAAAUGAUAUAUUUUAAUAAUGCUUACCAUACAAUUUGGGCAAUGUGGAAAUCAACUAGGACAUACAUUAUUCUCAGAAGUAUCAUCUGAUUUGGAAUGUGCAAAUACAGGUGUAUCAUAUAAGGCUAAUUAUCAAUAUUCAGAAGACACAUUUAAUAAAUGGUUUAAUGGUAUAUCUAAAAGUAAUCAACGUUUGGCAAGAGCAGUUCUUGUUGAUACUGAGCAAAAAGUAAUAAGUAAGAUUUAUAACGAUAAAAGUAAUUCAUGGACAUAUUCAACAACGAAUGUAAUUUGUCAAGCUGGCGGAGGUUGUGCAAAUAAUUGGGCAUUUGGUUAUAUGAUAAAAGGAUAUGAAUUAAGCAAUGUGAUAUUAAAUUGUGUCAGACAAGAAAUUGAAAAAUUAGAUCAUUUUGAUGGAUUUCUUUUGUUACUAAGUUCUGCAGGUGGAACAGGAUCUGGCAUUGGAAGUUAUAUUACAAAACUAUUGCGUAAAGAAUAUGGUAAAAAAUCUAUUGUUAACACAACAAUAUUACCAUUUUCAUUUGGAGAAGUAUGUACACAAAAUUAUAAUACAUUAUUGACUUUAGCAAAACUUUACAGUGAAAGUGAUAUCAAUAUUUUAAUUGAGAAUGAACAGAUAUAUAAUAUAUGUACCAAUUUAUUGAAGAAAUCACCUACAAAUUUACAAGAUAUGAAUGAGGUUAUUUCAGAAAAGCUACUAGCUGUAUUUCAACCAGUAGAUUGUAUAAACCAUAACAUAAAUUCAUUAUUAUCACAGAUAGCAUGUCACCCUUCAUAUAAAAUAGCAACAAUCAAGAGUAGCCCACAUAUACCUGCAGCAUUCGCAAACUAUGAACCUGUGUAUAAUUGGAAUUCAUAUAUACAUCAUUUAAAGCAAACGCUUAGAAUAUCAAACUUCAAUUCACAGUUAACUAAUGUUGAAUUAAAAAUACCAUCUAAUUCAUUAAGCAACACCACACAUCAUACAUAUGCUUGCUCAAUAUCAAACGUUUUGAUAACUCGUGGAAUAGCAUCAGAACAAGAUCCUAUAGUAACAGACAUAUUUAAAAAAAAACAUUUAUAUGCAGACUGGAAUACAAUUAAUUGGUUCACUCAUUUGCAUCAAAACCGAAAAUUCUUAAACCAUGAUAAAUUUCUUGCAUUGAUAACCAAUAAUUUCCAAAUUUCUUAUUCUUUGGAUAUACUUUUAAACAAAGCUUGGAAGUCUUAUGUUCAUUCUGCAUUUUUACAUCAAUAUAAACAAUUUGGUUUAGAAGAAGAUGAUUUUUUACAAGCAUUCGCAGUGCUUGAAAAUGUUGUAAAAGAUUAUAAAGAAUUGGUUCCUCAUGCAAAGCAAUAAUAAAUCAUAAUUAGUUUUCAUAAUUGAAAUGUAAUAAAUAAAACGUUAAUUAUAAACUUUUUACAACAUUGUUUGUGUUCAUAAAUUUUUACUUGUAUCACAAAAGCAAGCUAUUUUUCGUGACGAAUUCAAAUAUUGUGUACGUAGGAGUCAAAAACACGUAUGGAAGGGUAACUAUGACGUCACAAGAAAAUCGACCAACUUGCGACGUUGUAUAUUGCAUAUUAUGUAGGUAUAAUAGAUAUCUACGUCUAAAAUGCAACAAUGACAAAGACAAAACAAGAAAUGUAGUAAAAAAAGAUAAAAAGAAAUUUAACAUAGAGAAGACGAGACGUAUUUAACAAAUCGAGAAUGGUUUUCAGUUUAACUUGGAGAGAGUGGGAGAAAGUAAAUGAGAAAAUGAGCAUCUUUGUACUACACAUCCCUUUUAUAAUGUGGGAGUUAGGAAUAAGUAGGAAGGUAUAUUCUGCGCUUGUGCGAAGGGGCGGCUGAAUCCAAAUGAUGCAGAACGAAAAAGUUCUGACCAUUUCCAAGAAACAACGAAAAUAUUUCCAAGAACCGUAGUCAUCUAUUUCCCCUCUUCUGUUCAUCCAGGGAGAAUCAAAAGAAUAAAUUUAUGGAGAACGGUAUUAUAUGGUACAGCAUCACUGUUAAAAUAUAAUGAAACUUUGAAUUUUAUUUGAUUAACUUUAAUUAUAAUUAAACUUUGAGAAUAUUGUGUAAUAUAAUUUUUAAAACAUGAUUAUCGAUAUUUAAUAACUAAUAUAUUGGAUUAUUUAACGCUUACAGAUUAUUUUAAGAUUUAAAUAUUUUACAUAUAUAAAUGAUGUUACAUAUUAUUGGGCGCAAUCAAAUUUAAGUAUUUUUUAUAAUUAUAUCAAUAUAGGACAUUUUGAAAUUUCUAAAUAAAAUGAUCUGUUAUGGUUGUCUAAGAUAUUUCAAGGUCUUACUUUUAGACGCGUUAUGUAAAGGUAGAAAAAAAGAAAAGAAUCUAUGGCGUGGGGAAUACUAUAUAAACAACGACAGAUGCACUAUCCACACCGUUCUCUAGCAUCAGUCAAGCGUUACAGGUACAGCUACGAUUGUCAGAAACUCGUUUGCUGCCCCUUCAUCGCCCCCACUGCAUAUCCUAACUAUUGAGCACCUUUAAGAUUAAGUAUACCCCACUACUAAUCUUUUAAAUCUGGCGAUAGUAUGUAUGUAUUGCCAUAAAAAAAGACAAGGUUUUUGAAUAUGAAUUAAUUACAUAAAUCUUGAGGCAUAUGUA
Molecule: messenger RNA, 3224 nt
Organism: Bombus huntii
Lineage: Eukaryota; Metazoa; Arthropoda; Insecta; Hymenoptera; Apidae
Product: tubulin delta chain-like
Exons: 1
Coding region: 617-1957 (446 amino acids)
Biological process (GO): microtubule cytoskeleton organization; mitotic cell cycle
Cellular component (GO): cytoplasm; microtubule
Molecular function (GO): GTP binding; structural constituent of cytoskeleton
Source: RefSeq, a predicted model, not a curated record